AUGGCUGCCACGUACGUGCUUUGCCUGCCGCUGGCCUCCACCCCGACAGACAGCGGCCACUGGAGACCAUCACGGUUCAUGUUCGUCAGCCCACAUUCACCGCACCUGAUGGGCCUCUGCCUGCUUGGGCGCAGUGGAUCCUUGAGCGUCGAUCGCUUCUUGGCUGCCUCAGUCAAGACGGCCCAGCCGUGUGCGAUCGAAGACACCCUGAUCAAGUUUAUCAGCCAGACGCUGGAGCAGCCCGGCGAGGACUACCGCGUCGAGCUUCAGCAACUGCGCAACCUGCGCGCCACGCUGCACACCGGCCACGUGGAUCAGCAGUACCUGGCCAACGCUCGUCUCUACGCGGCACAGCUACACUUUGCCAAAAGUCGCUUCUACGCUGGCAGCACCACCCCUCAGCUCGACUUUAGCUGGCUUGAUACCUUUACAAAGUCUUUUGUCAGCAGCCAUGCCCUGGCUCAUGAAUAUGGAAGCGUGCUCUUUAACAUUGCCGGCGCGGCCGGGCGCCUGGCCAGUCUAGAGUUUGCUGGUGCUGACAGCUCCGACGAUACCCUCAAAACCUGCCUCCAGAUGCAACAACUCAGCGUUGCCGCUAUCAUGGCCGUUCAGCAGCAGGAGCUUGGUGACACCCCCAGCCAUGACAUGCACGCCGCAGCCCUGGAUGUGCUCCUACACGUGUACACGGCCCAAUCCUACCAGUGCUCCCUCUACAAGGCCCUGCACUCAAACAUGAAGGCUACCACCAUCGCCCGGAUUGCCAUCCGCGUUGCCAAUGAAUUUGAUGCCGCUCACAAGGCCCUCUACUCGAUCGAGACCAAUAAAGACCACCCGUGGCACCUUUGGCAGCUUUGCGUUCAAUUAAAGUCGAUGCAUGCCCGUGGUCUAGCCCAAUUUUAUCAAGGCCAAGCCGCCAACAAGGCAAGCGAAUGGGGCGAGGAAGUUGGCCGCCUGCGUGCCGCCCGCGAUGUGCUACAAGCGGCCAUCGAGACAGCCAAGGCCGUCAAAAAUGCGGUUGAUGUGGCUGCCAUACAACACACCCUAAACCUAGUGACAGAGCGCCUGACCAAGGCCGAAACAGACAACAACACAAUCUUUCACGAAACCGUGCCCAGCGAUGCCGCAUUGUCCGAGAUUGUAGCGGCCGAUCUCUUUGCCUUCAAGCCCUUUGAACCUGAUCCCAGUGCCGUGGACAUCCUGCAUCGUCUGAUGCCCCUUGAUGUCCAUUUGGCCAUCUCGACCUUUUCGGAACAAAAGGCGACCCUGGUACGCAACGUAGCUCAACAGGUUGAACAGCAGAACGACGAGCUUCAGCAUGCCCUGGAUUCGAUGGCGUUGCGAGCCAAGGACGAUCCGCUCGAUACCAUGACGAAUCUGCCCGCAGACAUUUUUUCCAAAGGAGCCAUGCUACGUGAUAGCUCUCAACUGCCCCCGUCGGAAGCCGCUCAGCGACUUGAACAGGCCCAAGAGCACCUCGCCGGAUUCCAGGAGCGUUUCGAAGCAGCUGCCGCAAAAUUUGAGAGUGCCAGGAAGAUGGCGUCUGAUCGAUUGCGUCAGGAACACGAUGAUAUGAAAAGUAGUCUCCAGCAGGCACAGCAAGCCGUGCGUUUGGCACGCGAUAAGUUGGAAGCCAUUGAACCGCGCCUGCAGCUCCUCGCCUCGCCCCACGACGAUUUGCGAGCUGCCAUGCCCAAGGCCAGCCUGAUGGAUCUUGACGUUGGCACACUUGAUGCUGACAAAGCCAAGCGGAUCGAGGAACUUUUGGGCAAGGUCCAAAUAAUGCGCCAGCUGCGUCAGGACAAGUGGGACGAAUUUCGCCGCGAAGCUGAAAAGAUUGAUAUCGGUCAUCAAAUUCUCACCUGCCCCGACCAGGACGCACUCAUGCGCGAAGCCCUUCAACCCCUCGACGAGCUCCGCGACCAGCUGCAAUCAAACUUUGACUCGCAACGCCGUCUCCUGCCUGUCCUAGUCGAGGUGUACGCCAGCCAAGGCAAGGCACGCAAGCACAUCAAAGAAGUGCAGGACCAGCAACGUGCCUUUAUUGAAGGUCUCCUGGGCGCCUUUGAUGCCUUUCGUGCAGUGCAGGAUCGCGUCCAUAAGCUGACGGAUUUUGAAACGGCCUUUGAGAGUCGCCUGCGCGCCUUUGAACAGCAGUCGCAGCAGCUUGAGCAGGCCCAGACAGCGGCCGCGAGUCAAGGGCAGCGCCGGCCGUCCAAGCCUCCCCCCGCAACUCCGCAGGCCCAGGCUGGGCAACGUAGCUCCUGGAGCAACGCAUCUGCCCCUGCUGCUGGUAACGGCAGCGCUCACACAAGCCGCCCUGCGUCGGCUUCGGGCAGCGAUGCAUCAGCCGCCGCCCUGCGCGAAGCCAAGCGCCAGAGCAUUGCUUUGGACACUGACUUUCAAAAUGAAGUGGCCAGCAUAAUGAUUGCCUCAAACGGCGAGGAGGCUGGCGAAUCCAAUCUGGAUGUGGCAAUUCGCGCCUUGAGUGAAACGGUUGCACACCUGCAACAAGCGUAUCCAGACGGGAAAAGUGGCUUUGACAAGGAAUUUGCGUUGUUGGAGAUGGAAGAUGCUGCUCACAAUCGUGACACCAGUUGCGCGGCCGCUGAGCGCAAUGUUGACCGUAACCGCUACCGUGACAUUCUUCCAUAUGAUCGAACCCGAGUGCAUAUGCAGGUGCUCCCCGGAUAUGGUUCGACUGAUGACUACAUCAACGCGUGCCACGUGCGCUCCCUCACAUCGGGAUGCCCAGACUUUGUCUGCGCCCAGGGUCCCAAGCACUCAACCAGCGGUGACUUUUGGAAGAUGGUGGUACAGCAACGUUCCCGCGUUAUUGUGAUGGUGACCAAUCUGGAGGAGCGCGGGCGGCCCAAGUGUGACCGCUACUGGCCCGCGCGAUGCGGAGAAACGGUGUCACACCCUGAAACGGCCCUGGGCUUGGCGCUCGAUGUGACUUUAAAGGAGGAGCGGGAAACGGGUCCAUGGAUUGAACGAGACCUGAUCGUGGAGACGCUGCGGCCAGAUCACACCAAGAUGGUCCGGCAUGUGAAGCAGUUUCAUUACACCAGCUGGCCCGAUCACGGCGUGCCCGCCUCGCCAGAGACUUUUCUCGAGUUUUUGUUGGCCGUCAAACAGCACCAUGACGCGGUGCAACGGCAAUCGCAAACAGCGGGUGAGCCACAGUCCCCGCUCGUGGUCCACUGCAGUGCCGGGGUCGGGCGCACAGGAACUUUCUGCUGCGUGUAUGGUGUAGUGGCCGCCUUGCCUUACGUCGGCAAUGGCCUGCCUUUACUGGCGGCCCGGGAGUCGGGAGCACAGCGACCAACUCGUGAGAGCCAGGGUGGCAAACUGGACAUUAUGAACAUUGUUUCGCGCAUGCGGGAGGAUCGUCGCUUCAUGGUGCAAACUGUGGACCAGUACAAGUUUUGCUACCUGGCUAGCUUGGAGGCGGCUCGACGUUACAAUGAUAAGUACGGGCAGCAGUUUCGACGCCGGCAAAGGACGCUGAUUCCCGUCAUCCCCGAAGAAGGGACCAAAUCACCAUCGCCCACGAACAGCAAUCUUGCCAACCUGACGAGGCGGGCCUCGGCCUCCAUAUCCUCGGGCCUGGCACGCCUGCGCCGCAAUAAGGCACGACCAGCCUCCAGCGGCGACGGUUCCCUGGACAGUCCUGACGGAAUGGGGCGAGGUCCCACGUCGCAACCAGCUCCACCCGUGGCCAUGGCUUCUGGGGUUGGUGACUCAAUGUCAUCAUCAGCCAGCGUUCUACCCCUCGGGGAUCUGCUAGCGCAAAUUGAGGCAAUGCCACCGAUGGGUGCCAGCGAGGCCGGGUUGGGACCGUCACGUGCUCAAAGUGCACCAGCACGAGACGGUCCACCCCCGGCUAUGACAGCAUCACAUGACCCAUCAAGCUGGAAUGCCCAAGAGUCUGCAGCAACUCAACCCACGGAAAGCGACUUGGACCUGGUCCUCGUCCAACCAGUGCAGCAUCCAGUGCUGGGAGCUUUGAUGAUCGUCGGCCAUCGGCAUCCAAUGAUGGGUGGAGGCACCACCAGCAGCAGCAGCAGCAACAGCCACCGCAGCAGCAACAGCAACAGCAAAUGCAAGCGCAAAUGCAAGCGCAAACGCACGUGGCCUCACCACAGCAAUUUGUGCAUGCCGCACCCGCCCCAGACUCAAAGGCAAUGGGACUGUAUCAACCUUCGCCAUCGAGGCCCAUGCCCCACCAACACCAACCGCAGCAACAAUACCAGCCUUACCAACACCAACCGCAGCAACAAUACCAGCCACAACAGCAGCAACCGCAGCCAUACUCACACCAGUAUCAAGCACAACAGCAACCACCACAACAGCAACCGCAACAGUACCAGCCCCAACAGCAGCAACAGCAGCAACAGUACCAACCACAACCACAACCACAACCAAGCCAAUCUCAGCCGCAGCAGCAGUACCAGUACCAGCCUCAACAACCGCAGCAACACCAGUACCAGCCUCAACAACAACAGCAACAACAACAGUAUCAGCAACAACAGUAUCCGCCUCAAGACCAGCUUCAGUACCAACAGCCUUCACAGCCUUUACAGCCAAACCCACAAUCAAGUCAGCCUCAAUUUGAGCGGCAGGAGCAAGGCCAAGCACGAACCCCUGCCGGCGCAUUGGACCUAUCUGCCUUUGGAGCUGUCCCUCGACCUUCACGCUCAGCGGUAG
This is a messenger RNA of Monosiga brevicollis MX1, 4707 nucleotides long. RefSeq lists its product as uncharacterized. NCBI's taxonomy places the organism in Eukaryota, Choanoflagellata, Craspedida, Salpingoecidae. Gene Ontology annotation, biological process: protein dephosphorylation; protein transport to vacuole involved in ubiquitin-dependent protein catabolic process via the multivesicular body sorting pathway. The coding region runs from base 1 to 4707 and encodes 1568 amino acids. Gene Ontology annotation, cellular component: endosome. Gene Ontology annotation, molecular function: protein binding; protein tyrosine phosphatase activity. The transcript has 8 exons. The record is from RefSeq and is a predicted model, not a curated record.